CCGAUCCAUUUACCGUUCCGAUUGUCUCCUUCGGUCUUUCUUCCCUUCGUUUGCCCUAGCUUUCGCUCUCCCCUCCUUUUCUCGUGCUGCCAUUGUCCCUUCCAAAACCACCCCGGUCCAGCGCUGAGCUUCCUUCUCCCCCAGGAUCUCGUCGCUUAUGCACUACUGCCCUCUCCGAGGAGGUGCUUGAGAGAUGUUAAUUGAAGCUAUCCGAUCUUUCAUUCAAUUGCUUUCUUUCUGUUCGGCAAAGAAACCGCUGAGUUGUAACAUUUGAAACAUUAUGAGCAGUGCUCCAAAGAAGUUACAUGAGGAGGGAGGCCAUUCUACUCCUUUAAAACGGCCACUGGAAGACACUAGUAUAUAUUCGAGUCCUGGAAAGCUAGUUCAACCAGUUGGUAAUGACUUUUACCUACCCAUUGAACGUGGGCAGGAUGGACGAUUUUCAAAAGUCCCACGCAUUGAACCUCGUGAUAUUGAUAAGAGAUCACAUCUGCUGCAUCGGAUGCCUUCAGCUUCUAAUGGCUCCUUAGACCAUCCAGUUACAUCUGAGAACAAGUUAGAAUUCGAAAAUUCAAAGGAUGCCAGAGAAGGUAAGAUUGAAAACUGGGAAACAAAGGCUGAGGUUAGGGACUUGUACACUGAUACUAGGAUGGAUCUUCAAGAUAGCAAGGCUGAGAAUGCUUCAACAAUAGAGAGUAGGGGGGAUGAAAAGGAACUUAAAUCUGAUAGGGGGUCGCACAUUGAGUAUAAGGGUGAUAUCAAAUUUAAUAAAGACAAUUAUACUUCAACAAGUUCUCACCUAAAUUGGAAAGAUAACAAAGAGAACCAAAAGGAUAAAAGAUAUUUUGAGUCCCCUAAUGAUGGUUUGGACUCAUGGCAUGUUGCAAGGUCAGAAUUACAAUGCACAGAUGAAGCUGCAAAAGAUGUUACAGCACGUGAAGAGCGACAUGCCAUGGAAACGCAUGAGGCUGUUGAAGAAGACAAGACUGAUCUGAAAGGUGAAGAAAAAUUCAGAGAUAAGGAUAGGAAAAGGAAGGAUGACAAGCAUAGAGAUUAUGGAGAAAGGGAUAAGGAUAGAAAUGAUCGUCGAAACAGUUUGCAACAUGGUGGUGCUAGUAUUGAAUGCAUAGAAGUGCUGAGAGAAGAGAGAGAUAUGGAGAGCUGGGAGAGGGAGAGAAAGGGCACUCAAAAAGACAUGGAACGGAAUGACCGGGAGAAGGAUAUUAUGGAGAGAAAUGAAAAUGCAAAUGCAAAGGAGGAUUUGCACUGUGAGAAGGAGUUUGUGGAUGGAUCUAUCAAAGUUUCUGAGCCAGAAAAUACAACAAUUGAAUCUAAGAGGCUUAAAGUUGACAGUUGGAAAUCUUAUGAUAGGGAUUUUAAAGAAAGGCAAAGAGAAAGGGAUGCAGAUGCAGUUGACAGCCAUGAACAGCAUGACAGGUGUUAUGACAAGGAAUCAGAUGAUGGAUGUGCAGAAGGAGAGGGAGCUACAGAGAAGGAUAAGGAUGUUUUUGGUGGUGUUCAGCAACGUAGGAAGAUGUUGCGGUCAAUGGGGACUCCUCAAGCACCUCACCUAGAACCUCGGUUUCGGUCUAGAGCACGGGACGAGAGAUCUCAAGGCAAACCUGAAGUAUCUGCAGUUGUUUAUAAAGCUGGUGAAUGCAUGCAAGAACUUCGAAAAUCUUGGAAAGAAUUUCAAGCAUCUCAACAUACUAAACGUGAUGAAAGCUUGCAAAAUGGUCCGACCCUGGAAAUUCGAAUACCUGCAGAAUAUGUUACUUCCACUAACCAUCAAGUCAAAGGUGCCCAGCUGUGGGGAACAGAUACGUAUACAAAUGAUUCAGAUCUAGUUGCCGUUCUCAUGCACACCGGUUAUUGCUGCCCAACAUCAUCUCCCCCCCCACCUACCAUUCAAGAGUUAUGGGCAACAGUUCGAAUUCUGCCACCACAAGAUGGCUACACUUCAACAUUAAGAAAUAAUGUCCGCUCACGUGCCUGGGGGGCUGGAAUCGGCUGUAGUUUCCGUGUUGAAAGAUGCUGUGUUGUGAAGAAAGGUGGUGGGACAAUUGAUCUGGAGCCUCAUCUUACUCAUACAUCAGCAGUGGAACCAACUCUUGCUCCUAUAUCUGUUGAACGCACCAUGACAACAAGAGCUGCAGCUUCGAAUGCAUUGCGUCAACAAAGGUUUGUCCGUGAAGUCACAAUUCAGUACAAUCUCUGCAAUGAGCCAUGGCUGAAAUACAGUAUUAGUGUAGUUGCUGAUAAGGGGCUAAAGAAGCCUCUCUAUACCUCAGCACGACUGAAGAAGGGCGAAGUUCUAUAUCUGGAAACACAUUUUAGUAGGUACGAGUUAUGCUUCAAUGGGGAGAAAGCAGUUUGUAAUGGAACAAUGUCAACUUCAUCUCAAGCACCACAGUCAGAGCACAAGAAGCCUCGAAUCCAUAGUUAUCAUGUCCAAAAUGGUGACAGGAAUUCAACAGACCGCGAGAACGUCAUUGAUGUAUUUCGGUGGUCUCGCUGUAAGAGGAUUUAUCCUGAGAAAACCAUGCGUUCCAUUGGAAUCCCAUUACCCAUGGAACAUGUGGAGGUAUUGGAGGAGAAUGUGGAUUGGGAAGACGUUCGGUGGUCACAGACUGGCGUUUGGGUGGCAGGGAAGGAAUAUGCUGUUGCUCGAGUCCAUUUUCUCUCCCCGAACUAGUGAUCAAUAUGUAUGUCUAGUCUUCUUAAAUUUAAUUACAGUUUCAUUCAAAAUAUGUGUAUCCUUGUGUAUAAUGGUGAUAGAUAAACCUUCUUUAAGGCGUGACUUUGUUUAAUCAGGUGACUUUAGGUUGCUUUAUCAUCUAAUUCUAUAUGAGUAAAUGAUACUUAUGAUAGUUUUUUCUUAAUUUGAAUGACGAUGUUCACUGCU
This is a messenger RNA of Elaeis guineensis (African oil palm), 2905 nucleotides long. RefSeq lists its product as uncharacterized. NCBI's taxonomy places the organism in Eukaryota, Viridiplantae, Streptophyta, Magnoliopsida, Arecales, Arecaceae. The record is from RefSeq and is a predicted model, not a curated record.